UGCGGACGCCAUUUUACAUCGGACGUGUCGUGUUUUUGUGUCGAUUCGAUAUGUUUAAUGUCCGACAACCGGACAAUUAGACCUUAGUCAUUCGUUAAUAAUUUUGUAAAUUUUUCAUAAUUAUUGCACGUCCUUUACGACCGUUUAUUUACUUUUAUAAUUUUUUUUUACUCAUUUGGUUUUAUAUUUUUGUAUAAUAUAAUAAGUACGCGACAAGAUGCGAGGCAAAUCUGAAUUAGAAGAAGAUGAACAAGGGUAAGUUUAAUAAUUGGUCUCUUCUAGGCAUUUUUGAUAUUUUAUCCAUUAAAAUUUGUCUUCUUUUUAACUGUCGGCUCGCGGCACUUGACAAAUGUUAUUUGUUUGUAUGGUUUACAAAAUUGGUUUCUAGUCACUAAUAUUUGUGGCAUAAUAAGCACGACCGGCUCAAUUCGAUACCGCCGCGUUUUACAUAUUACAAAAACGCGUUUUCACAAAUUUCAAAUCACUUAUUUCGUUUUAUAAAUGUACAGUAUACUACUUUUACUGUAAUUUAGAGUGUAUAGACAUAAUUUCUAUGCCAUACUGUUUUGCAUAUUAGCAUUUUUAUUUUAUUUUUUCCUAUUUUUAAUAUUUUGUUGUUAUUCUCUGAGGAAAUAUAUUGUGACACUCGAGAUUUUCUAUCUGAAUAUUGCGAUUGAAAUUAACUAUCAAUAACAGUUUCAUCAGCUUAACAAAGAUUCAUAUUUGUUGAGGCUGACUGCAUUUUUUGCAAAUAAUGGGUUAUAUGGCAUGUUAUUUAACAUUAAAGCAGACAUUUUUACAUAAGUUCAUGAUAUCGAAUUUCAGAAUCAAGAUUUUUCAUGUUUUAUACUUGCAAUUAUAAUAAUCAUUAGUAUUUAUGAAAUAUUCUAUGCACCUAUCAUACCUACCUAUUUAUUUUAUUUUUUCAUUUUGUAUUUCAAUUUAAAAAAAAUCGGCCCAAAAUUUUAUAUUUUCUCAUUUUACCUACUUAUUGUUUUAUAAUAUCUACUUCAUAGAUAUUAAAUGUUAACUUGUAUGUUUAGACUAGGAACAUAAAAUGAUGGUAUCUGGUUCUUGUACAAAAGUAAUUUGAUAUAAACAAUUAAGAUUUUUGAUAAGUAAUUAAAAUUGUUUUAGGUGUAGGUAUCGACUAGUUUUUUUUUUCUAAGAAGUACAAAGUAAACAAAUUAAUAUUUAUAAUCUCUAAGUUUUAUCUUAACCAAAUAAUAAAAUGUAAGUUUCUUACAUCACUGAGAAAUGAAAUCCUUUUAAAUAAAUUAAUCAAUUUAAUAUUCUUGUGGUAUAUUUACCUAUCUUUAAUAUUUCUUGUAUUAACAUUCAUAGUACUCUUCUAGUAUUUAUGUUUUAUUUCAUUUUAAGUAAUGUUUUUUUUUUUUUAAAUAUUAUUAAUUUAAAAUAAUAUAUGCAUGUCAAUACAUAAACCCUUUCAAAUUUUAAUUUUUUUUUCAUAAAUUUGGCAGUAAAAAAUUAUCUUAGAACAACUUUAAAAACAAAUAAAUUCAACCUUAAGGCUUACACUACAUUACAUAAUACUUAAGUUACAUUAAGUAAUUUAACACUGGCACCAUAUUGUCAAAAAUAAUAUAUAUUUGAAAAUUCAAUGUGUUAAUGUCCAAAAAAUCCAAUGUCUUGAUUGAUAAUAAAGAUAAGAAAUAAUCUGUGUCAAUUGUAUAAAUCUAUUGCAAAUUUUAUUAAAAAUAUCAAAUAUGCUGUAUGCAUUACAUACACAAUUAUUUAACUUUAUUUUUUCUUAGUUCACUCAAAUACUCAAUUAUAGAUAAUGAAAAACAGUAGUAUAAUUUAUAAUACUGAUAAAUGUUUAAAUCUGUGUCUUAGUAUUUGUUUUUAUGUGCUUUAUUUGUCUAAUAUUAUAAAAAAGACUACCUAGGAAAAAAAAAUGAUUUAUUAAAUAUUUAUAUCUAUACGAAAUCAUGAUUACAGGAAAUUAUUCGUUGGUGGACUUAGCUGGGAAACCCAACAAGGUAAACUAAUAAAUAAAUAAAAUAUGAUAUAUAUCUAUUAUUGAUUAUGAAAAGUUAUUUAAUUGUAUUUAUAUUUCUUUAGAAAGUCUUCAAAGAUAUUUUAAUCGAUAUGGUGAAGUGAUUGAUUGUGUUGUUAUGAAGAAUAGUGAAAGUGGACGGUCGAGAGGUUUUGGUUUUGUCACGUUUGCGGAUCCAAAUAAUGUAAACGUGGUACUACAAAAUGGACCACAUGUUUUGGAUGGUCGUACUGUAAGUUGAAAUAAUUUCAUAACAAUUUUUAUUAUUAGUUUUUUUUUAUAUGGUCAAAUUGUACAAUUUUCAGAUUGACCCAAAACCUUGUAAUCCUAGAACUUUACAAAAACCAAAAAGGAGUUCCAGUUACCCUAAAGUAUUUCUGGGUGGUUUGCCCUCUAAUGUAACUGAAACUGAUUUAAGAACUUUCUUUUCACGAUAUGGAAAAGUUAUGGAAGUUGUAAUCAUGUAUGAUCAAGAAAAGAAAAAAUCAAGAGGUAAUAUAUAAAUAUUAUUUUUUUAAUAUAAACUAUUUUAGGUUUCUAAACAAACAUAAAAAUUAUUAUCGAAAAUUUAAUUUAAAGUUCUAUGGUUAACUAUAAUUAGUAUACUAUAUUAAUUCAUUCAUAAGUUGUCUUGUAAUAUUAUUAUAUGGUUUUAUUCUCAAGAUACGUAAGAUUUCAAAAUAGAUAUGGAUACAUUUAUUUUAGAAUCUAAGUCUGAUUUAAGUUUAAAUUAGACAUACAUGGAAUUUAAUUUAUAGUUUAAAUUUAAAAAAAAAAAACAUUUAUUUGUUUUAUUUAUAUGUUUAAUGUAGGGACUUAAAAAAGUAAUAUAUUACAUUUCUCAAAUUUUAUUUUUGUAUAAUAGAUUAUAUUUAUUUUAUUGAAUAUAUAAUAUAAACGUAUGACUACAAUUUAUCAGAUAUUUAGAACUAUUAAGUAGGUAUUUAAAAUGUAUUACAUAUUUAAAUCGUUUUUCUGAUUUUUCUUAAUUUUUUACACUCUUUGUUUUCUGAAUUAAAUGUCUUAUUGUUUUAUAACCUUUAUUAUACUUAGAUGUUAAAAAUGUGAUUUUAUCAUUUAUGUUUGUUUAUGUACCUAUUUAUGUAACUUUUUCUACUUAAAUUAUUUUAAAUUACAAGUUAUUUUUCUAACACUGCUGCCAAUUUCUUAAUUUUGAUUUCUUUAUACUUUAUUAAACAAUUUUAUGAGAUUAUAUAAAUAUCUUGAUAAAUUAAAAUUAUCAUUUAGGUUUUUUUUUUUUUUUUUAAUUAAAUCAAAUUUAGGUUUUUUAUAAUAAAUUUUUAAUUUUAUUAUAUACUGUAUGUAUAUCCUAAUUAUUCAAAUUUUAAUAAUAACUUAUAUCAAUGAUAUUAUGUUCUAUUAGAUAUCUAUAUAUGUAUAUAAGCAUGUAAAUAAUAGUUCUGAGAAAAAAACUAUUUGAGUUCUUACUAAAAGCUAUCAUCUUGAGUCAGGACCCUAAAUAAAUUGAUGUUUUGUACAAUUAAUUAUUGGAUAAUAUUAAAAUACUUUUCAGGCAUUAAAUAAACAAUUUUAGUGGUUUUAGUUCUUUAGAUUAAGGUCCAACCCAUUGUACAGCUAAUAAAUAUUUUUUCACUUAUAAUAAUGAUUUAAUAAAGUGUUUGUAGUUACCUAUUUUAUCUGGUUGGUUUUUGUAGCUAGACCAAUUCUUAAUCACAAUUUAUUUUAGAUAUAUAUAUAUAUAUAAAUAUGUUAAGUUAUUUUGACAUUACAUAUUCAUCAUUUAAUAAUAUUAGAAUUAUAGAACAAUUUAUUCAAACUUUUAAAACUAAACAUGUAUUGAGGACAGGUUAGUUAUUUGUUUUUUAUUUAGGUUGGAUUAGAGAAAGUUAAUAAUUCAUUUAGAUUUAUCAGCCCUUUUUUUUUAUUUUUAAAAAAAGAACAUCUAAAUAUAAAGUAACCCUUUUCAAUUAUUUCAAAAUAGUUAUAAUUCAUGUGUAUAAAGAGUAUAUUUUAAGGGGAUUGGAAGUGUCUUACACAUGUGAAAUAUAGGGAUUUAGACAUGUUUUAUGUCCAACACACUGAUUGAUUUUGUGAAGUCUUAAGAUUGACUUUCCCAAUUUUUUGAUUUUUGAUUCCAAUUUUUUAAAAAAUUAAAAUUUUCCAUUUUUUCAAUUACUCAUUUAUUAAUAUGGCUUUUUUUUAAAAAUUUAAGAAGAUUAAUUUAAAAAGAAGUGGAAAUGUCUAUCUUAAGUAGACUUCACAAAAACUUAUAAAUCUGUUUCCUCAAUUUUUAUUGAUUCACUAUAUUAAUCGGUACUUAGGAAUUGAAACACCUCAAAAAACUUAUAUUUAACGUGUGUAAGACAAAGACAAACUUUUCGCUCCCAAUCCCCUUUAACACAAAGUACAUUUUUUUCAAAGCUGAUAAAAAGCCAUAUUAACAAAGUUUAGGCAGAUGGUUUAUUAGGUAGGACAAUUUUCUAUAUAAAUAGAAUCUAAUUAAAAGAUUAACUUCUUUAUUAUUCAAAAAAUGUUAUAGUAACUUAAAUAUUUAAUACGAGUUAAAAUAUAUUUUAGUAGUACUUUCAUUGAAAGCUAGGCAGCAGUGUCAAUAUGGUGUUAAUUUUUCACCAUAACAUAACCAAUGGUGUUUUUAGGGUUUGGAUUUUUGUCGUUUGAAGAUGAUGAUGCAGUUGACAGAUGUGUAGCUGAGCAUUUUGUCAACCUUAGUGGCAAACAGGUAUUAAUAUUUUAGUAAAUAAUGCAACAAUAUCAAAUUAGGUAAUUUUGAAUAUUUCUUAAUGCUUUAUACUACUCCUUUCCUAUUUUUAUUUCACUACCUGAAGAAAAUCUAACAUCAUACUUUAAUCGUCAAUUUCAAAGGCAGUUUCUGGUAGCAAAUUUUGUCCAAUUUGUACAAUGGGAGGGGAGGUUUUUUCAGUAAUUGAAAAACUACUCUUUAUUUUUAAUUUUACAUUUUUUUUCAUAUAUAUAUAUAUACAUAUACACAGUUAAUUUAAUUAUUUCAGAAACCGGACAUUUUUAUUAAAUACUCAUGGUGGCCAAAACAUGAUAGAAUUUUCAAAACAUUCUUGAGAUUUCUUUUAAAACUUUUUGGCCAUUAUAUAAAUAAAACUAUUUUAGCCUAACAAGAAUAGUUUGGUGACAUAAAGUAGUAUUUGGUGAUAAAAAAUAAGAAAUGCGCUAUAUAUAGUAGUGGUUUUUUUUUAUAAGCAUUUAAUAUUCAAACUUGAAUAAAAUUCUUAUAAAUUAAUUUUAAAUUAUGCUUUACUAAACUUUCCUCAGAAUUUAUUUUUUCCAAUGAUUUAUGCAUAAAUUAUAUUAUCUUAUCUAUGUAUCCCAACUUCUUCCCUACAAUAGUUCCCAUGAACAGUAUCCUGUACUGUGAACAUAGCAUUGAUGUACAAAACACUUGCAGUGUACUUUUUUUUUCUCUUAGAUAUAACAUUUAGUGUUAAUAAUUAUUAUAUUCAAAGUUACCUAUUUUAUAUUGAUAUUUUUUAAAUUAUUAAUAUAAUUCUAAAAUUGUUUUCUUUUGACGGAAUAUUGUAAAAUCUAUACAUGAUAAUACAAACAAAUAUUUUAUCUAAAUGAUGAUGUUCAACAAACCUAGUACAUAAAAAAAUUAUCAUUAAUGUAUUUUUUCACAUUGUGUUAUGAUUUCUGUUAAAUUUCUUUGAUUUUUAUACCUAUUAAUUUACAUAAAAGAAAAGUUAAAAUAUUAUUCCUUCUAUUUAAUAUAUUUUAAUGUGAAAUCAUAAACUAAGCAACUAUUAGUGCGUAAUACUAUUUUGUUAGAAAAAGAACUUAUAUUAAUUCUUCUAUUAAGGAUAUUCUUAAUAUUAUGUAUAAUAAUACUUCUAGAUAUUAGUCUAAGUUAAUGUUAUAAUAUAAAGAACAGUAUUGCAAUAUAUAUUUAUUUUAUUUAAUUUAUUUUAUAAUUAUAAUUGUACAUAUUUUCAGUUAAUACUAAAUAAUAAAUAUAAAUAUUUAUAUUUACAUUAUUAUGGUUUUAUCAUUUAAUGUUAAUAUCUUGUAUCUCAUUUAUGUUUAAUAUUUGUAUGUUUCAGGUUGAAAUUAAAAAGGCCGAACCAAGAGAUUCAAAUAAAAUGAAUGAUGUUGGCGCCAACCAGUGGGGCAUGAAUCAAAACAAUCACUUAGCUAUGGGUGUAUGUUGUAUAAUUUUAUAGUUAUUAAAGACAGUUAAGGUAUAAAUAUGUACUGUUUUUAGGGAAUGGGCAUGGGUGGCCCAGGUGGACAAAUGGGCGGUCCUAUGGGUGGAAUGGGACCAAUGGGUCCGGGAAAUAUGAUGCAAGGUUAUCAAGGAGGAUGGAGUUCUACGCCUCAAUCUCAGUAUCCUGGUUAUGGUACUCCAUCUGGACCAGGUGGAUUUCAAGGUUGGGGGGCCCCACCUGGACCACAAGGUCAAGGAAUGGCUCCUCCAACUUGGGGUUCAAACUAUGCACCACCACAACAACCCGGAUAUGGAUCAUAUGGUGAAUAUUUAAUCUUUAUUUUAUUAAAUAAUUUACUGAAAAGUAUUUUAACUUUAUAAGAUCUCGUUGAUAAAUUUAAAAUAGCCUUCUUUAAUCCACUAUAAAAAGGAUCAAUAUACAUUUCUGUUAACAUCUGUAAUAAUGAUUUAAUAUAAUAAAUAUACAGAUGUUUAUUUUAUAUAAUUUACAUUAGUCAAUUUUCCAAACUAAAUAAUGAUUUUAACCAAAAAGAGGUAAUUUAUUAAUUUCUAGAAAUACCUAUUGAAAAUAUUAUAUUGUUGGAUAAUAGUGUUAGGUAAAUUGUUUACAAAUCGGAGAUUUUACACAGUUCAAGUGAUCACAAUAAAAUGUCUAACUUAUGAGAAUAAUAAUUGUUAUAUGUCCUACCUUAAAGUUUAUAUUUAUUAAUUUGUGUUGUAUACUUUAACAAAGCGCCACAAGCUCCUCCACAGUCAAGUUACGGAAAUAAUUGGAACUGGAAUAUGCCACAAAAUGGACCAGCAGCAGCUACAGGACCUCCAGGACAAACUGGACCAGGACCACAAAGUAAGUUAUGCCAUUCUAUAUAAAAUUUGCAAAACAUUAAAUAACAUAAAUGUAUUUAAGUUACAUAGUUAUUUUGUUUUUGCUGUUAUAAACAAAUACUUAAAUUUUAAGAUGAUAUGUAUUCUCGCUCAGCUGGAGCAGCACCAACAACAGGGCCAACUCCGCCAGGAACUGCCCCACAAAAGGCUGGUGAUUAUGCUGGUUAUGGAAAUUACACUGGCUAUCAACAGGUAUGACUUAUUAAAUAAUUUAAAAGUUCUUUUAGUUCCUUAUAUUAUUUUAAAUUCAUUAUAUUAUAUAUUUAUUUUUUAUUUAAAAAAAAAAUCGAUAGAAUAUAUUUAAAAACUUAAAUAUAGAGAACGAUGUAAAUUGUAUGGUUUUAAAACAUGUAACACAUGUGAUUCCACUAUAUUUAAAGUUGUUACCAAAAUUUGCUUUUAAAAUCUUCAGUUAAAAUUAAUAAAAUAAAAUUACAAUAAAUUAAAAUGUUCAAUUAGUUGAAUUAUUGAUUAUUAAAGUGUAUAAGAUAUUUAUUUAGUUUUCAUACAAUUAAUAAAUUGCUUUAUCAUAAUGUUCAUAUAUUUUUAAUCGCCGAACAAUACACUUUCCUAUACAAAUAUUUCUGUCGUAAAAAUACAUUUAUAUAUCCAACAGGAUUUGAGAAAUUUGUGUUGUAGUUUACAUCUUUAAUACAUUUUUUUUCCCUAGAUUCGUCUUAAAUGAAAAGUUGAAAAUUGAAAACUUUAAUUGUUGUAUGAUAAUGAAAUCAUAUUUUUACAAAAUAAUAAUCAAGUUAAAGUAUGUAAAUUUAUUAUAGCAAUAAGUUCUAUAAUUAAAUGUGGCAAAUGAAAUUAAAAAUUAGAUUGUAUAUUAUAUUUAUAAUAAUAUAAAUUUAUUUAUUUUCAAGUUUUUUUAAAUAUUUUCCUGUUUUUUUUUUAUAUAUAUAUAUAUAUAUAUAUAUAUACAUUAUUUGUUCUGCUUUAUCUCUGUGAUAUCUUAUCUCUUUGAGAAAUAUUAUUUUUGCAUCUACCAUAGUACACACUGUAUCUUUAAAAAUAAAGUACUUUAAGAAUAAAAUUAUUAAAUAAAAAAAAACUAUUUAUAUUAUUAUUGUUAUUAGUGUUUUUUUUUAAGUUAGACACAAAUUCCUUAAUGCAUUGCAACUUAAAAUUUGAGAAUCAUUACUUUUGUCUUCGUUAAAUGUAUCUUUACAUUUAAUCUUCUGUAAUAUGACAAAAGUAAAAUUUAAUAAAAAAUGUCUAUAUUAUUUAAUUAUUGAUUUAACUAAAACAUUGUUCUAAAUAAGGAAAUUUCAUAUAUUUAUUCAAUAGCAAUAAUAAUUUUCAUAGUUUUAAAUUAAGAUUCUGUAGAUCAAUCUUGAUAUUUUAUAUAAUAGUUUUAAUGUGUACUAGUGUAUUAUGUUAGUACUAGGAGUAACUUGUUGACUAAAUAUAAUUUUAGUUAUUUGUUAACAUAUUUAUUUUGGUUAUGUGUCUAAUUCUAGUCUGACAUAAUGUAUUUUAUAAAAACUUGAAUAUUGAGUGGAUUACCAACAAAUUUAUUCUAAAAUUAUUAUUUUUAUAAAAGUUACUUAAAAUUGUGAGAGUGAAUAAUAUGAGUGUUAUUACUCUCUGUUACGUUUUUGAAUUUCAAUCUUCUACAAUUUAUUUCUCUAGUUAGCCACUGUGAAGCUAAAUAAUCUCUCCAGUUUUUUUAGUUGAUCAGUAUUGUUUACCUAGUAAGGCCCUUUAGAUGAUCAAUUUUUAUUAAUGCGCUAGGAACAACGUGUGAUAAUAUAAAUUAUCCAACAAUUAUUAUUAGAUUGCGAGUUUUCUAUGUCAACAGUCCUUCAACCUUGGUGUGUUGAAUAUAUUUAUACUUAAAUGAUUUCCUGCCACAUUCAUUUGUUGUGCUUUUUCUAAGUUGUUUUACUGACAGCAACACAUGCAAUUCACCAUUGUUUCUUUCUUUUUGUUGAUUGUAUAUAUCAAUAAAAAAAGAGAAAAUUAAAUUAAAAGUAAAUUUUUUGCUAUUAAUUUAAUUAAACUCCCUAUAACGAAAAAAUAUGGUUAAUUUCCUAGAACACAAAUCUAAUAUGUUUUGUAUUAGGUCUUUCAUUCUUCAAUCUCCCCCCCCUCCCUCCCCCGCGAUUCCACACCUUAGGUGCGUAUAGUUUAAGUGUGUAGAUAAAACCAUUUUUCUGAAGGGCCCUAAUAAAAACUCAGUAAUCUUAAAUUAAUACAAAUAUCCUGAUAAUUAAGAGAAAGGUAAUAUAUAUGUGUGUGUGUGUGCGUGUGCGUGUGUGUUAGGGUGGUCCAAAAAGACUUGCUUAAAAAUUCAUUAUGAGUACCCAUUCUACCAUUUAUAAAAUAAAUAUGAAAAAAUAAUUUUGCAAAAGUAUUGACUUAAAACCUCAUUCCCUUAAAGUGCUGAAAUAGGUUUGAAUUAUGGUAAAAAAGUAUUGUUUUUAGUUAGUAUUAUUUAUUAUUUCAAAUUGUUAUUUUAUUCAUUUAUAAACAAAAUAAAACCUAUUUUCUUUAGCCAAUUUUUAAAAAAUAAAAUUUGUGUUAGGUUUUCUUUUUUGAAUUUUUUAUUUUCUAUAAUAAUUUAAAAAAAUUCACUUAAUAUUAUAGUUUUUCAAAUAAUUGAAAGAACUGAAAAAUAACCCCUUGUGUCAUAAUUCAACCCUAUUUCAGCACAGGGAGGGGGAGUAUUCAUUUUUAAUUUCUCAUGAAAAUUUCAAUCCAGUUACAUAGAUUUGGACCACCCUAAUAUGUAUAUUUAAAUUUAUAUCUAAUAAAAAAAAUAAUAUAAUCAAGUUUUAUGUUGUGAAUAAAAUCAAACUUAAAAAUAAAAAUAUUUAAUUUUGAUAAACUUUUUUUUUAGAAGUAUAAAAGCAUAUCCUUAAAAUAUAUAAAUUUAACAAUAUCAGAUAAUAGUAAACAUAUUAAAUUAAAUUUAAAGCAUACACUUUUUUAAAUAUUAUCCGUUGGAUUUUAUUAGCUUUGUGUUAUAGUUACAUUUUAAUAAGUUUAUAUUGGAGUUUGUAUAAAGCAUCUGGAAUUAUUAAUACGUAGUUUAAUAAAUUCCAAUAAUUGUCGUGUAAAUUAUAUUUUAAAAAAAAUGUUUGUUAAAAUAAAGGCCGUACAAUUUGCACUUGUUCCAUAUUAUUAAGUUCAUACUGCCUUUCAAAAUAUUUUUAUAAUAUAUACGUAUAUAUUAGAAAGUAGAGUUAUAUUUUGGAAAUUUAAUAUUCAUUGUAAAAAAAAAAUUAUAAUUUUAUGAUUUUUAAAAAAUGCAAAGCCAUUAAUAUUAUUUAAAAUUUUAAGAACCUCUUGGUAAUAUUUUCUUAUUAUGACUACUGAAUCAGGUCAUAAUAAAAUCUAUGUCCAGUAGAUGUUUUAUGGCUUUACAUUAUUUUAAAUCAGUACAAUAUGUUAUUGAUUUUAUAUCUAUUAACAUCUUGAUAAUUACAUUAAACAAAUAACUUUCAUAUCAUAAUAUAUUGGAUAUAUAUUAUAUAUUUAUUAGUUUUGUAAGGCAGCUUUUUCGUAAAUAUUAUUGUGAUUCAUAUUGUAUUUUAUAUUUGUUUUAUUUUGAUUUUAUAAUAUAGUUUACAACUAUUAUUAUUGUUAUUUCUAUCAUUAUUGUUAUUAUUAUUUAUUUAUUUUACUUAUAAUUCCUUGUUAUAAGUAAUAAUAGUAGUAGUAAUAAUAUUAGUAGUAUUAGUAGUAGUUGUAGUAGUAGUAGUAGUAGUAGUAAUAGUAAUAGUAGUUGUAGAUUCAUUAUUUUAAAUCUUGUUAUGGGAUUAUAUUGGAGUAAAUUAUAUUUUUAGGAUUCGACCAGCUAUGGUGCAGGCCAAACUUAUAGAGGGGCGGACGGCACAGCCGCUGGUCUCGGGUCUGGCGGUGGGUAUGGUAAGCCAUUUGACUUUAAAGAAUGGCCCACUUCAUGACUGAUUGAAAUCAAUUAACACUUCUCUCAAUAUUCACUGGUUUGGGUAACACAAUUAUUAUAAUAACGAAACAAUUAAAAAUAAUAUAACUUAUAUAAAGAGAAAUUAGGAAUAUUAUAGAUUAUCGAUUAAUAUUUGUAAUUCUUACGUAUAUAAUAGAAUUAUAUAUUAAAUAUCUAUAUUAAUACAAUCUAUUUAUAAUUACUACAUAAUAAUAUUUAACUUAUACUCGAAUAACAAAUGAAAAAUUAGCAUAAUGAUAUUAUGUCCCUAGAUUCUAAUGGUUUAUUUUUUUUAUUAUUAUUAUAUAUUUAAUUUAGCCUGUUUUUUUUUCUUUUAGACAUAAUAUGACAAUUGUUAUCAUAGUUUGUUUAUUUUUCUUUGGUCUUAAGUAUAAAAAAAAAAGUAACGGCACCACGUUUUUUUAAGGUGAACCAAAAGUGAGACUAGACAGUACAUCUAAAAUAUUUCGAAUAUAAUUAUUUUAUAACUUAGUGUGAAGGGAAUCGGGUUAAGGAAUAUAAAUAAUAUUAACAAAAUUCGGGUAAAUUUCAAGCUCUUAGGUUUAUAAAAUUACUUUUAAAAAUCACAUUGUAAUAGAUAGCUAAAGAACCACUGGACUGAUUAAUUGGUAAAAAAAAUUUAAUGUACAUACAGGCUUAAGGAAGAUUCUCGAAUCGUUUAAAAAAUAAGUGUUGUUUUCAUUUUUAAGUAGAAGUUGAAUUAUUUAAUGAAUAAGUCAAGGUUACUUUAAAUAUCUUGUCCCGACUAUUUGUCUUUUUUUUUCUAAGAUAUAUAUAUAUAUAUAUAAACAUAUAUAUAUAUAUAUAUAUAUAUGUUUAAUACACAAACUCGUCCUAGUAAGUUACUGGUUUUUUUUAUAAAGUCACUAUUUUUAAAAUAAAAUAAUAAACAUAAGAUUACACAAUUAGAAUUAAAAAGUUUAAAGUAAUAUUAUCUGUAUUUACUUAUAGGAUGACAUUUUCUUAGUAAUAAUUUUUGUUUUUUGAGAACAUUCUUCUCAAAAAAUAAUUUUUACCAAAACUAUAUUUUUAAAGAAUUAACGACUUAAUUGUGAUGAGUUAUAAGCAUAUUUUUUGUACAAAAUAAGUCUAGGUUUACAGUUGUUAUGGUCUUAAAUAAGAAUUUGUUUUUAAUUAUUGAUUUUUUUUUUUUUUUUUUUUUUUUAUCAAGACAUUUUAUAUAUUCGACGAAUAGGAUACGAUUGAGAACUUUUUUAACCUGUGACAAAAGCUAUGAAAUAUUUAUAUAGAUAUUUAUUUAUAUAUUUCUCGUUUUAUUUAUAAUUUAUGAAUGUUUUAAUUAUUUUGUGAAAAACAAAUUUGAGCUUUAUUAUUAAUACUUUAGCCUGUAACAAUUUUUAUUUGAGAAAAGAAAAUCCUAUUAUUUAUUGUCAGUUAGUAUUUUUUCAAUGAUGUAGAAGGUCGCUUUUGGCGUGAUUUAAAACAAAAUAAUAUAAUAAUAAUAAUAAUAAUUGUUUAAAUAUUAAAAAAAAAAAAAAAACAAUACAAAAUGUUGAGUUAAUUUAUUCCCCUCCUAUUUUUUGGGCGACAUUGCGAGUUGUAAGUAAAUGUGUUUGUUCCCAUAGUAUUUAAACUGAAAGUAUACCUUCAGUUAUUUAUUAAUGAAAAAGAAUCAAGUUAAAUAUGUCAUUCAGUUAUGAAAGUCGGCCAUUUUUUUUUUUUUUUUUAAUAUUUAUAUAUAUUUUUUAUACAUAAUUUUUCACUACUUGCAGUGUUGCCUAUUCUUUUCUGUUUAUUUGAUGUAAUUUUUUUUGACAAGAAAAAAAGAAAAUUUAAAAAAUUAGGUUUUUAAAUUGUCAACUUUCUAUAAUUUAGUGGCCCCAGUAGUGACGCCAGUCGUUUCCGCCGGAGUUCCGGCGGCGACUUACAAUAACGCCCCAGGACCAACCAGAGCGAAUAAUUAUAAUUCAAACCAAGCACAACCAUACCAUCCUUACAGGCGCAACUGAACGUAUUAUUAUUUGAUGACUGGACCAUCACUGGCGACAUUGUUCGCUUAUGCUCCUCGUAUUAUUUCUAAUCAUUCUUUAAUAAUAAACUUUACUUUUAUAAGUUAAAAAAUACACAAUAUGAUUGUGAUUAUUUGUAAGACAGUAAUUGAUUACAUUCAAUUGACAUAUAAGCAUUUUAAACUUAUAUGUUGAUUAUUAUGUAAUAAUUAUAAAUAGAUAGUAUAUCUUUGUGAUUUUAGAUUUUUUUUCUUGAAUUUUUAUCGUGAUAGAAUAUCGCCUAAAGCAAGAUGUACAUAGAUUUGAUUUUUUGUUAAAACCUAUUAAUAGGUUAUUUUGGUCACUAACUAAAUUUAAAUUAAUGUUUAUCAAUAGUAAUUCAACAAUUUAAUAUUUUAAAAAAUAUAAUACUUUUUAUUCACAGUUUUGUCAAUUUUUAUUUUUAUUGUAAAUAUUAGUUCUACAAACAGAUUAUUUUAAUUAAUUUAAAAAUUAAUUAUAAAAAUAGAAAUUAUACUUUAUGAAGUUUUAUAAUAACUUAAUCUACUGAUAAGAUUGGUAAAUGAUAUUAAUUUUAUAUUUUAUUGUGUGAAAUUAAUUAACUGGUAAGUAUUUAUAAUUUAUUUAAAUAUCAUGAGAUCUGAGUAUUAAGAAAGAUAUUAUCAGGUUUUUAAUGUGUAAUUUAUGAAACUAGUGGAUUCUCCAAAUUCCAAAUAAAUAAAUCUAAAUCUAUUAUUUUUUAAUAACUUUUGUUUCAAUGAGUUAAAAUGUUAAGUAUAUCUUUGUUUUUAUAAUAUUACAUCAAAUAAAUAGGUGUGACUUUUAAUUGUUCCGAAGAAUAGCAUCCCUCUUACUUAAAAAUAAGUAAAUUCUGAAUAUUAAAUUAUUCUACAUAUUAUGAAAACACGUAUUUAAUGGAAUAUACAGGUAAUCAAUUUAACAUAAAAAUUAGAUUUUUAGAUUAUUUAAGAAAUAUGUCCAAGGGACAUCCAAAAAGUAAGGUUACAACACAUGUUAAAAUUUAAAAAUAUAUUAUGUAAUACAAUACAAUAUAAUGUAUUGUAAAUUAUAGGAUACAUGCCGAAAUAUGUCAAUUCUCUACAUAAUUAUUGUCUUGGUCAAUGCAUUAUUGAAGUCUGGGCAAUUACCUUUGUAUAGCCUCGUCUUAUGCCUUUUUCAACCUUUCGAAGCACUUUUACUGCCUAUACCUCGUUAUUAGAAAAUGGCAAUCAACCCUAAAAACUUUUAAUUUGGCGAAAGGAUGAUUUAUUGCUGCAACAAUAUUUUGUAAUGGAUUGAGGCGUUCAAUGGUUUAUUUUGACUGUUAGGAACAUCCCCAUACAUUACUGAUAUCAACUUAAAGAAAAAUUAUUUUUAUCUUAUAUAGCUGUUGUAACCUAACGUUUUAACUGUCCCUCGUAGUUCUAAAAUGUUACUUAACUGUUCUUCAAUUUUUUUUUUUUUUUUUUUGGUCAUAUUGAGUAAUUGCAGGUGAUAUACUCACAAUUUAAAAUUAUAGAUAAUAUAGAGAUAUGGAU
Molecule: messenger RNA, 14551 nt
Organism: Cinara cedri
Lineage: Eukaryota; Metazoa; Arthropoda; Insecta; Hemiptera; Aphididae
Source: the annotation of a GenBank genome assembly